GUAAAAUAAUGAUAUAAUUAUUACAUAUUUUGGAUGAGAUAAAUAUUUAAAUCAGUCGGAAAACCAAUUUUUAUUAUGCAAUACGGGUUAACUAAGGAGUAAUUUGGGUUGCCUAACCUAAAUCAAUGGUAAACACUUGUGUCAGUGAAUAAUGUAAUAUUUUAUAUUCGUUCAAUAUAAUUAUUAUGAUUUAAUUUUAUUAAUUAUAGUGUAUUAAUUGAAUAAUUAUAUGUAAAACUGUGCAGUAUUGUGUCGUUUUUGAUUGUUAGAAAAUUACAACUUUGCUUCUAUGCAGGCAAUUGUAAUAGUGAAAUGUCCUUUUGACACUAUAAAAUAAGAUAAUUUAUAAACUCUUAUAUUUUGAAGAAAUUAAUAAAUAUAAAUGACCAUUAACGCUGAUAUGGUUAUGGAUAUUUACUACGCUCAAGACAAACUGCAAGAAUUAUGGCAAACAAUAAGUUUACAACAUUUAAGCUAUUUAGAAAUGGAGGAAACUCCAGAAAAAUUAGAGCAAAGAAAUAAACUAGAAGAAUACGUCAAAGAAUAUCUCUAUUUAGCCCCACAUAAUAAAAAGUUUCUGUUACAAGAAACUGCCCAAGUACUGCAUAGAUCGGCAAAUACAAAAAAAGAUUUCAGUGGUUACAGGGCAGCUUUAGGAUGGUCAGCAAUUGGAAUAUAUGCUGCCAAUCUUUUAGCUCAACCUUGGAGGAAGGAAUACAAAAGAAUUAAGAUGUAUUCUGGAUUUUAUAAACAUCAAAUUGAAGCAAAUUUAGUGGGUGCUGAAAUUAUGUUUGAAGCAAUGGGCUACAAAUAUGAUAGGAACUGCUCUAUUCUUCUAAUGGAUGGACCUGUUUGUCCAGACAGGCUAAUAAAUGUUUCCCAGGAUUCUCUUAUUGCAUAUGUGGAGUGCCAGAUUUUAAAGACUAUAUGGGAAGAAGUUUCUGCCAGUUAUAAAAUUUCGUGGUUAGAAGUUCUUGAGUUUCGAGAAACGCAUCUGUGCAAUCCAAAACAGUCAGUUUUGGCUUUGACCUAUCGAUACCAUGAAAAACAAUAUCUGCAGCACACUCGCAGUUAUUCGCAAGGAGCUGAUCCCUUCUCUAACAUGGGUGCUCGAUACUCACCUCCAGUUACGAACGUCUAUCCAACAGUUACUACUAACCAUUCUUUUCCUCCAACUAUACAUACCCAUUUACCACCCCAAGUAUUACCUGUGCCGUCAUCCGCCCAAUAUAUGUACGGCACAAACGGCUAUUUUGCGAAUAACUAUCCGACUUAUGCCCCAAUUCUUCCUGCACAGCAUUAUCCUUGCAAUUUCCCAAUUACCUGCACACAAUCCUUGUCCAAACCUUGUCAUACAAACAAUAAUAACUACUGUUGUUUAAAUGGAUAUGCAGUGGGUAUUCCUCAAGAUUACAAUACGCAGUCUAUACCGACCGCCCAACUGGUAGAUAUCGAUCCUCGUAACAUAUACGAUGUCCCAGACGGAAGACCGAGACCUGUUAGUACACCACAAACAAAUUUUGUACAACAGCCAAAUUUAUAUAGAGACAGUGCAAGAAAUAGCAUUCAAGUAAAUUCAGACAAAGAAGAGGUUCCCCCAGGAAACAUCGAAAGUUGGGAUUAUGUGUACCGAAAUUUGGAAAGCCAAGGUUACUCAAAAGACUUAGGGGAAAGGGGCGAUCUGCUAACUAGUACUUUAGAAACAAAGAAACUCAAAAACAUGGGGAAAAAAACUGGUUUAGAGGAGACUUUUAGUAACCUCAGUGUAAAGAGAACUGUGAACAAACCAAGGGAAACAGAAAGGCUGGAGGGUCUGAAGCGUGAAACGGAAAAACUGAAAGCUAAUGUUAGCACAGUUCCUAAAGUGGAAAGUCCGCCUCGAAAAACUAGUAUUAGUAAAAUUAGUUCUAGCUUGCAAGAAGCUUUGAACAAAAAGAGUGACAAUUUGAAGUCGAAAACCCUCAAUGUUAAAAAACCAAAGAAUAAGGAGAAUAAAGACAAAGAAGAUAAAUGUGAUGGUAAAUUAACAGAAAUGGAAAAGAGAACGCAAUGGGAAUGCAGUGCGUGUACAUUUUUAAACAAAGAUGGAGUAGACAUUUGUGAAAUUUGUGGUAAAAGUAAAAAAACCAUGGAAGAAGUAAUGGAAAUAGGAGGGUCGGAAUGUCCCAAGUGUACAUUGGUAAAUCCAAAAAAUAUAAAUUUUUGUAAAGCCUGCAAUCACAGUUUGGCAAACUCGCCAACUUAUAUUUGAAAUAAUUCAUAUUAUUUAAUGUUAGGGGUUGUUUUUGCUUAAAAAAAAAGUUUUUGCAAUUAGCGAGGGCUUUCAUAAUAAUAUUAGGACUAAACGUGAUAUUAACCUUCAUUAAGCUUAAUAACUUUCUAUUCCUGUACAUUUUGUACAAAGUAAUGACUACUGAAAUUGAGAAGUAUUUAUAUUUAUAUAUGAAUGUCUGUUUCAAAAAUUAUUUAACUUAAAAGCAAUCUGUAGUUCAGAAAUGAUUACUCAAGUCUGUUGCUUUACCUGUAAAUUACUAUUUUGUCAAAAACACUUAUUUUAUGUACAUCCUAAUUUCAAUCUGAUAUGAAUUUUGCAGUUGUUUUUCUUAAAGAAAACAAAAAUAGUAAAAUAAAUAAAGUAAUUUAAUGCAAAGUUCAUUUCACAUUAAAUGUUCUUGAAAUUAAUCCCGAUAAAGAUUUUCUUUGUCUACAAGGUGAUUUACCUACAGUUGAGUACUUUUUGUUAAUAAUAAUUUUAAACUGUAUACACUCUUUAUAGUAGUUGUUUUCAUUGCUGGUAUGAAAUAUAUAUUUUUAAGUAUAUGUAUAUAUUGUGUUUGGUGAUAAUUUUUCUGUAUGUUAUUACAGUUUUAUUUAUUUAUGUUCACUUCCGCAAAAAAAUCAAUGUAAGUGAGUCACCUUUUAUAUAUUAUAAAGAAUUAUAAUAACGAAGAAGGCUCGAUAUUUAGGCUUGAUGACCCUGGUCCAGUAUUAGUUUUCUACCUUCGGUGAAGACACUGAUUGAAUCGUUUAUGUGACGUUUCGUCAGCUGCUGUUUGGCAUCCUCAAAGAACGUAGAAAAGGCGUAAAAUCCUUUGCUGCUCAGACAAGGCACAAUCGCUACUUCCCUUAGGAUAACAGCCUUAGCAACUAAACGGUUGAACGACUUCAUCUGUGGAAAAAUCAGUCCAUGUAUCAUGGUCAUCGAGCCUUCUUCAAAUAUCGCCGGCCUUGAAAACCUUAGCCUUUUUAAUAAUAAUAAUGGUUCUUAUUCCACUUUCGAGUUUUGUAAAGUUUAUUUGAUUAUCUGAGACGUAGAAAUAAUAUUCUAAUUGUUACUGUUUGACUGUUACUUUGUUCAGAAAGUUUAUUAUAUAGAGCUUUACACUAUUGCAAAUGUAAUAUUUGUUAUAGACUAUGCUGAAUAUUUUUCAAAAUUGUUGUAGUAUUUUAUUUAUCCUCCAACGAAAACUUAGGUUUUUUAGUUUUGCCUUUAUUCAAUUGUGUACAUUGAAUAAGCAUUUCAUCGAGAUUUAUUUUUAAUUUCGGAUUGUAAUGUUAUUGUGAAUUUUUAAUGUUUUAAGUCUUCUCUGCUAACAAAUAUUAAGUUCUCUGUUUCUCAUUGAAGAAAAUGGUUUUUAUUUUGUAUUGAAUUGCAGUGAGUAUUAAUAUUAUCCAAUUGAUUGAUUUAGUAUUUAUUUUGUAGAACUUUUUAUCGUAUCAAUUUGUUUUAAUGUUUUAUUCUUACAAGGUUCAUAUUUGUAGAAAUGAUCUAGUUUUAGUAAAAAAAUAAACCACUCAAUUUAUAAUGACAUUAUUUUA
This is a messenger RNA of Agrilus planipennis (emerald ash borer), 3819 nucleotides long. RefSeq names its product protein tamozhennic (gene tamo). The transcript has 5 exons. Bases 383 to 2251 code for a protein of 622 amino acids. Gene Ontology annotation, cellular component: cytoplasm. The record is from RefSeq and is a predicted model, not a curated record. Lineage: Eukaryota; Metazoa; Arthropoda; Insecta; Coleoptera; Buprestidae.